Molecule: messenger RNA, 2577 nt
Organism: Alternaria arbusti
Lineage: Eukaryota; Fungi; Ascomycota; Dothideomycetes; Pleosporales; Pleosporaceae
Exons: 2
Coding region: 1-2577 (858 amino acids)
Biological process (GO): translational elongation
Molecular function (GO): GTPase activity; GTP binding; translation elongation factor activity
Source: RefSeq, a predicted model, not a curated record
AUGGCCUCCAUAUUCACCUUCGACCCCGACCCUCCGCGCGUUUCGUCGCCGUGGGCGAUUACGCCCAUCGGCGGCGUUGCGCACUCCCCGGUUCCAGCCACGAACCCCCGACGAAUUCCUUCGACUCUUGGUGGUCUUACCGACGAGACGAGCGCGAAUGCAACAUCCCUCCCCACCGAUAUAGAUUAUACGCAUAUCACACGGUUAGAGGCGGAACCCCAGGAUGGGCCUACGGAGUACAAGCUACAUCUGCUGCUCAGGCGACGGCGGUCGUUCACCCGUUCCAGUACUGCACGCCAUAUAUCUGGGUCCAUGCGUCGACCUGAAAUACCUAUACCAGCGGGUCGCAGCGUAUCAGAGUCCGGCGUCCUGGCCAACACUCCCCCACCACUGGCAUCUACACAGUCAAAGCAGCAUCGUCUGGAGCAGCUGACUACCCAGUUGCUGUGGCGCCUACAGCAGUCAUGCCCAAACCACAUGUCAUCAUCCAUGGCACCUGUCAUACCUCAUUUCCCCGACGAUGCACGUCUGUCAGCCCCCGAGAUGCCUCAACGUCUACUGCCGGGAUUGGAGGAGAGUAGCGGUGCGCUCUACGAGAUUGGAGUUGCAGACGACGGAACUAUCGUUGGUCUAGCAGAAGACGAGAUGGAAGAGAGCCUGAACAAUUUGCGCGCCAUGGCUGCAAGCUUAGGCUGUGGAAUCGAGGUUAUGCGCAGGGUUCCAGUGGGCGACUGCGAGUGGAUUGAGAAUCCUGGCACAGUACAACAGAGGGUGGUAAAAUCGCAACUACUAGUUGCCGAAGCUCUGGUCCGCCCAGAACAGCACUUGAUCGAUCAUACGAAGAGGAAUGAGCAAGAUGCAGCCGACGUUCCGUCUAACUCCGGUGCUAGCAACGUUGUGGCUCUGACUAACGAGUCUAAAGGGGUCACUGAGCAGAUGCGUGUUUCAGUGACCGGUGCCACCAUGUCCGGUAAAUCUAGCCUACUUGGCACGCUUUCUACCGCCACGCUGGAUAAUGGCAGAGGAAAGAGUCGCCUGAGUCUUUUGAAACACAGACACGAAAUCGCAUCAGGGAUGACCAGCUCUGUCACUCAGGAGCUGAUAGGGUACCGUGAUGUGGGAGGCUCGUCACGCGUGACUAACUAUGGCUCUGAGGACAUUGACUCGUGGAUUGACAUCCACUCGGCUGUAGAGUCAGCGGAGAACGGCCGACUUGUGUUCCUUUCUGACUCAGCUGGCCACCCUCGAUUUAGACGAACCACUGUCCGUGGAAUUGUUGGCUGUGAAUCUUCAGGCAAGCUCGGAGCAUCACCUUCAGCGGAAGAAAUACUCGGCCCAGCAGCAGCAGAUCUAGAUCUGUCUCACGCACACCUUCAGUUAUGCCUCGCCCUGGAACUACCGCUUGUCAUUGUCAUCACUAAAUUCGAUUUGGCUAACAUUACCGACCUGAAAAGCACCUGUACCAAGUUGUUCUCUGUAUUGAGAGAGCACAACAGGACGCCUUUUCUCAUCGGUGAUGCAGCUCCAUCUGUGCUAGAGGCCGAUCUACACACAGUUGAUGAAGGGGAUCCUAAGAUCGACAAGGCUCUAAGUCUCCUUACAGACUCACCACUUGCGGCAGUGCCGGUAGUUUUGACUAGCGCCGUCAAAGGAACAGGAAUCCGGAAGCUUCAUACAUUCCUUCGAGAACUGCCCAUGCCCAAGGACAUGACCCCACUUACACCUGCAUCAAUUUCACCACUCUUUUAUAUCGAAGACGUCUACAGCGUGCGGACAAAUACAUCAAGUGAUCGAUCUGCGAUCAUCGGGGGCUACCUCCGCUACGGGUCUCUGGCCGUUGGUGACGAGCUGCUAUUAGGACCCUAUCCUGUCGAUGUAAGCUCCGACGACAGCGACAGCGGAGGCGCAAUGCCAAAUCGCAAGCCAUCCAUUCCGCAAUCGAGGUCAUUUCCUGGCGCACUGAACACGAAAUCGAAGAACGCCUCAUUGCGCGAUCGGCAUAGUGAAUGGCGACGCGUCCGCAUUACCUCUCUGCGCAAUUUGCGUCUACCCGUGCGAAAGCUGCAUGCAGGUCAGGUCGGGACCAUGGGCCUCGCACCCGUUGAUACACCGAUUGUCAGUCCAUCAAUAAACAGGAUACGCAAAGGCAUGGUCUUGGCGACUCGCGAGCCUAAGGCGCACAAAGUCAUUACAGUGCGAUUCGAGGAGAAGCAAGCAGAAAGUGUCAAGGACCUCAGUGUUGGUAGUGCAGUCGUUGUCUACAUUGCUAGCGUAAGAGCUUCAUCCAAAGUGCUUUCCGUUGCUGCCGAGCGUGCGGAAGACCCUACGCUCGAGACUCACGGACACGAUGAUGCUUUCGGGUUCGGCUUUGACGAUGAAGUGGAGAAGUCAGCAACCGAGGGUGCAGUCAUUGUGACCUUCCAAUUCAUCGCUUCGCGCGAGUUCGUGGAGACGGGUGCCAAGGUGUUGGUCAUGCCUGGUGGUGGGCCAGGGCUGUUCGGAGGUAAUGAAAGGGGUGCCAAGGGUAUGGCUGGGCUGGAAGGGUUUGUUGGAAGAGUAGUGGACGACGCUCAGUAA